Molecule: messenger RNA, 1733 nt
Organism: Daldinia vernicosa
Lineage: Eukaryota; Fungi; Ascomycota; Sordariomycetes; Xylariales; Hypoxylaceae
Product: NUDIX hydrolase domain-like protein
Exons: 2
Coding region: 341-1567 (408 amino acids)
Biological process (GO): NAD+ catabolic process; NADP+ catabolic process
Cellular component (GO): cytosol
Molecular function (GO): NADH pyrophosphatase activity; metal ion binding
Source: RefSeq, a predicted model, not a curated record
UCUGUAUUACCAAUCAACAGAUACCUAACCAAGGACACACAUCCCGCAUAGAAAAUAACGUAUAAUAUUUAAUAGUUACCAACUCCCCAAAAUCCGGACAGACCCGUUAUUAUUUAGUUGUUACUUAAAAGGUUAACUAGAGUCUUCCUCGUGUUAUUUCUUGUCGAUGCCUAUACCUAGGUAUAAUUACUCCCCUUAUUAGUCUUUGAGUAUAUCCUGCGGGCUUCGUUAAAGAGCCCAACCCCAACCAACCCCACAUCAGCAAGCCGUGCGAGCCUUCAUUCGGCGUCUCCAACCUGAAACUCGCAACUCUCUCAACAAUAAGAAACAUUAAAGCGUAAUGGGGCACCCGACUCCGGAUCUCCCGGUUCUUGCUGAAGACGACUCGAUGCUGUCGAGGAAAUUCGGCCGCGAGGUUGCCAACUACUUUAGCGGCAGCCCAUUGAACCGAAUCUCAUUUCUCAGGACCGAUUAUGGCUUUUUGCGCGCUGCCUUCGCUCACCCUAGCGCGGCAUUUUUAUUACUAGAUAACUUGUCACCGCUUGCUAAAGACUACGCCAACUUAUCCUAUGUUACUAGAGAUGUAGUAGUGCCGCUGACGGGAGAGGAGCCUUUCAAAGAGUCUGAGCAGGAACAGCUCAAAGAUUUCAACUCGGCUAUUACACAACCUGUAGUCCUGUUCCUCGGUAUCGAUGAAAAGAAGCCCGACUUCCAGUAUCGUGAUUACAAAGGCAAGCCAUAUUUUGCUGUCGAUGUCACGCCUAAGGGUACCAUCGAAGCCAAAGCUAAGAGUAUCGUGGAAAUCGUCAAGGCCACCGGUGUCUCUUUCAUCGACGGAAGGAGGCUUCUAACUUUAAAUGCCCCAGACGCGGCGAUAUUCGCAGAAGCUCGUGCUUUGCUUGACUGGAAUAGCCGGAACCCGUUCUGCGGUGGCUGUGGUCAGCCAACUACGUCCAUCAAUGCCGGCUGGAAACGGUCCUGUCCACCGACAGACCUAGCAGGCGUUCCUGAAGGCGGUGCACCAAAGGAGAGAGCCGACUGCCCCACUCGGCAUGGCAUAAGCAACCUCUGUUUCCCGCGGACAGAUCCCACCGUCAUUAUGGCUAUAGUUUCGGCUGACGGCACCAAAAUUCUUCUUGGUCGAAGCAAUCGGUUUCCUCCAUUUUGGUUCAGUACACUCGCAGGGUUCCUCGAGCCAGGCGAAUCCAUCGAGGAGGCGGUCCGACGCGAGACCUGGGAGGAGAGCGGCGUGACGGUAGGACGUGUCGUGAUCCACAGUUCGCAGCCGUGGCCUUAUCCCGCCAACUUAAUGAUUGGCGCGAUCGGCCAGGCCACUCCUGGCGGCGAGACUAUCCAUCUUGGCCACGAUGAGGAAUUGACCGACGCCAGAUGGUUCUCCUUCGACGAAGUAAGAGAAGGCAUAGCGACUGGCGUCAGCGGUCUGGGAGACCCAGCUCCAGCUGGAUACAGGGAGGGAGCUUUAAGAUUACCUCCGCAGACAGCUAUUGCUAACCAGCUGAUCCAAGCGGUUCUAAACGGCUACCUAGGCGCGGUGCCCAAGAUAUAAGUGAUCUCAUAGAAGAACUAGACAUAGACCAUCUAAACUUGCAGCAGAGCGGAAGGGCAAUAGACACAUGCAGUUAGAGAAUAGAUACGGCGAGCUAGCUAUUGACGAACUGAUGAGCUGUAUAUAGAUGUAACUAGUAAAUUAAGUAUAAAAGACCUUCAAGUAA